GAAAUGAACGGGAGUCAAACCCAACACAUACGUACGCAGAGUUUUGUUGUGUUCGGUCGGUGUGCUAUUUACGUCGUAAUUAAAGUGAGAGCAAAAAUACUAGCGCGUAAUUAAUUAAUCAAAUUUGUACGACUUUGCUGAAAGGUGUGCAAAUUGGUUUGUUUUUAACGCGCGGUGAUGCUGAAGUGGUUGCUGACGUCGCGGCAAAAAUUGAUGACGUCGCGUUUCAGCCUAAAAAGGCGUUGACAAAACAAACUUGAAAACGGAACGCAAAGCAAAUGCAGACAUAAAAGCACAACAACAGCAACAGCAAAAACAACACAAUAACAAGAAAAAGAAAAAGAAAGAGCAACUAUAAAAUUCUGUCUAAAACGUAGAUACGAUAUAAGCAAAGCAGAAGUCGAUAAAUUAUAUUGUUUAAACAAAUAUUCAACGAUACUCGUAUUCGCAUUCGUGUGUGACUGUGUGCGUGUGUUUCUGCAAUAUAAGAUUGUGCAAGUGUGCGAAUCAGAAAUAGAAUUUACAUACGAACGCGACACCCACACAAAACGUACGGUAAAUGCAGCGCCGCAAAAAUGAGCAGCAUAACGCUAAACGAAAUGGUCAACGUGACACAGCUGGAUUUACACGAUCUAUUAGAAACUUUCGAAAAAAAAUCAUUCGAGGCGGUAGCCUUUGAGGAAGGCACAACGGAGUAUGCCAUCUCCAAAAAAUGCGAAUUUCUGUUCAAGCUCGACUAUAGCCUCAUUGAGCUGGACAAUUCGAACGGGCUGUUGAGUCCGCGCUAUCCUGGACGCAUACUCAUACCGGAAUACGAGCAUGGCCAUAUGGCCAAGACACUGAUACCGAACAAUGGGCUAGUUGGCGGCGGAGGGUCAACGGGAACAACGGCAACGGCAACGCCGCUGAACGGAAGCGCUAGCAGCAAUUGUAGCAACGGCUCCAAUGCUGGUGUUGGCAUUCAGGCCUUUGUGACCUUUGCCAAUCCGUUGCAGACGCCACAGUCGCAUCCCCAACAGCAGUCGAUGCCGCAGGCGCCGCACCAGCAGUCGCAGCAGAACACAAUCUACGAGGAUCAGUAUGAUAUACAGCGCAUACGGGAGCUGGUGACCAUGGCGAAGUAUGCGCGCUGCAGGCAGCGUUUCGCAGUGCCCGUUAUAAUGUAUCGAGGCAAAUAUAUCUGCCGUUCGGCCACACUGUCCGUGAUGCCGGAAACGUACGGCCGUAAGGUUGUGGAUUACGCCUACGACUGCCUCAGCGGCAACUACGCCGCGCCCAAUGGCGAGGAGAAUGAGGCGGACACCACGGACGAGUCACUAAUCAAUCACAUCAACGAUCAGGCACAGUCGCAGUUCAGCUACGAUGAAGUCAUCAAGAGCGACAUCCAACUGCUGAACACACUGAACGUGUCCACCAUAGUAGACCUCAUGGUAGAGAAUCGCAAAAUCAAAUACUUCAUGGCCGUCUCUUCGUCAGAGAAGGCGGAUCCGAACAAGCACUAUAAAGGCUUUAACCUGCUAUCGCUGCCGUACCCGGGCUGUGAGUUUUUCAAGAAGUUCCGGGACAACAAUUACAUGGCCAAGAAUUUACACUACAACUGGAAGCAGUCAUUUAACGAUGCCAACAUCAAUAUACCCAAUACGGGACCCGCCGCCGACAUUGACAUUAUUUGGCCAGAGUACAGGGACUGGGAUCUGGUCUCCAUUACGCAAAACUAUCUGCGUGCCACGCUUAAGUAUAUUCAGGAGGAUAACUCAGGGCUGCUCAUACACUGCAUAAGUGGCUGGGAUCGCACGCCCCUCUUCGUCUCCCUGGUGCGUCUGUCGCUCUGGGCCGACGGCCUCAUCCAUCAGUCGCUGAACGCCUUGCAAAUGGCGUACUUUACACUCGCCUACGACUGGUAUUUAUUUGGCCAUCAGCUGCCAGAUCGCCUCAAGCGAGGCGAGGACAUCAUGUUCUUUUGCUUUCACGUCCUCAAAUUCAUCACCGACGAGGAGUUCAGCAUUGUAGAGCACCGCAAGCGCACGAAGACGUCCAGCAGCAGCGGCAGCAGUGUCAUUGUCAUCAAAUCCGACUGCUGCGACGACGAGCCACUCAAGGAAGAUUACAUUUUGGCCUUCGAUCAAGACAGCAACGAUAGCUACUCAAACUGUUCCAACUGUGAUAUGUCCAUAACAGAUAACUUCUAUGCCACAACAACAACAGCCGCAGCAGCAGCUGUAGCAGCGACUGCGCCACCAACGCUCGUUAAUCCGCUCACCAGUCGAUCCCCGAAUCCGAAGCGUUCGCGCACUAGCCCAAUUUCAGUGCCUGGCUCGAAUGCGCGCCAGCGCCAGGAGUCGACGUCAUCGAACGGCAGCUGGCAGGUGGUCACAGACACCGGAUCCAUUGACUCCAUGAUGAAUGGUAGUUACAUGAUGCGCUUUGUCUCGCAGCAGCAUCAACCACAGCAUCAGCAGACGGACAACAUUCCAAUGUUCAAUGGCGGCAACGGAUAUCAUUGCAGCACAGCCACGCCCAGCGCCUAUCCCAGUGCCAGCGGCAGUAGCAACAGCAACAGCAACAUGAGCAACAUGAGUAACAAUAGCAACAGCAACAGCAACAGCAACAGCAACAGUAGCAAUAACCCGCACGGUUUCGUUAAUGGUUCCUCCAAGGAUGCGGCCAGUGCCAGCGUAGCAGCCUCCAAGCAGAGCAUUAAUUUACGCAAGCAACGGUUAAACGCUGUACGGGCGAUUUUCAUACAAGCCUAUGGCAAAACGAUUGGACUGAAAUUCAAGGAAGGCUCCUCAAUGAAUCUGGCCACGUUUAUUGGCAAUUUGGCGGAUCAGCUAUUUUAGUUUGUUUAGCUGAUAACUGGACUAAAUCUGGAACUAGAAAUUGAACUGGAACUGGAACUGAAAUGUGCACCCGUUGAAAGUAUGCCACAUGAUCAUAUCCACAAGGAUCGAGCGAUUCGAUGGACAGACUGCUGGGAUUGUGGCUUUGUUGUUUGUUAGUUAGCCUUGUUAGUGCUGCGCUUUUUUACCAUGGACUGUAUUUUGUAGACAUGUUGAAUUACGUUCUUUGUGACUUGUUGAUAAUAAAAUGGAAAACAAAUGCGAAAA
Drosophila navojoa is the source of this 3107-nucleotide messenger RNA. It is a transcript of the gene EDTP, whose product is annotated as Egg-derived tyrosine phosphatase. Gene Ontology annotation, biological process: dephosphorylation. NCBI's taxonomy places the organism in Eukaryota, Metazoa, Arthropoda, Insecta, Diptera, Drosophilidae. Gene Ontology annotation, molecular function: phosphatidylinositol-3-phosphate phosphatase activity. The record is from RefSeq and is a predicted model, not a curated record.